This is a messenger RNA of Tilletiaria anomala UBC 951, 1371 nucleotides long. RefSeq lists its product as uncharacterized. The transcript has 4 exons. Lineage: Eukaryota; Fungi; Basidiomycota; Exobasidiomycetes; Georgefischeriales; Tilletiariaceae. Gene Ontology annotation, cellular component: nucleus. Bases 1 to 1371 code for a protein of 456 amino acids. The record is from RefSeq and is a predicted model, not a curated record. Gene Ontology annotation, biological process: regulation of transcription by RNA polymerase II. Gene Ontology annotation, molecular function: RNA polymerase II cis-regulatory region sequence-specific DNA binding; DNA-binding transcription factor activity, RNA polymerase II-specific.
AUGGUCGACGAAACAGGGAGCAGCUCACCGUUGCUAGCGCAUCUCAGCACGGGUCAGAAGCGCGUCUUUCACUUGCUCGACGGGGGAAGUUCUGAUCACUCAGCAGAAGAGCGAAUGCGAGAAGAUGAGGCGCACCAUCGUGAUCGAAAAGCGAAGGCGGCGCGUCGCGACGCGAACAACUCCGAUUCUCACAGUGAUGUGACCGACUUAGAUGAAGUCGAAGCGGAGGCAGAGCUGACUGGCGUCUCACCUUUACCUGUUGCCAAGGGCAAGGCCAAGGCUGAAGGGGGAUCAGAUGAUGAGGAUGGGGAGGCAGCACCUGGGGCUGCUACCGUCGAGUGCAUGUGGGAGCAUUGCGGCAAGCACUUCACCGCGCUGAACGCACUCAUCGACCAUCUGCACACGGAUCAUAUUGGAACGCACAAGGCCAGGUACACGUGCGAAUGGGUCGGAUGCCCGAGGAAAGGCAAGAAUCAGACAUCUCGCUUUGCGCUGCUGAGCCAUCUUCGAAGUCAUACAGGAGAGAAGCCUUUCACUUGCCCUUUACCAGAAUGCGACAAGUCAUUUACCCGAUCUGAUGCGCUGGCGAAGCACAUGCGCCUGCAGCACCAGAUGCUCCCAACGGGCACUCGGCGCGGAAAACCACGUCGUGCAGCGCGAAGCUCAAUCGUAAAAGCCGGCGAUGAUGACGGGGAAGAAGGCGAGGACAACGAUAUGGUCAGUCUGUCUGACUACGAGCCGAUCGACAAGCCGCCUGUUCGUCAUCAUCAAACCUUCACCGACGAGCAGCUCGGCAUUGAGCGUGAUCCAUUCGACGACGAGCAGGAUGAAAAGGUGCUCCUUUCAAUGCGUGAAAAAGGCGCUGAAGUCCUCAAGCAAUACUGGGAUGUCGGGACAGGCACAAUCGUACCAGAAGAAGAUGACCCAGAGACAGAUGAGGAGGACUUGGCGGCGGCAGCUGCUGCGGCAGCGACUGAGCAUUCGCACAAUACGCGGCGAAAUUCGAAGCGCUUCAAGCCGAGUCCGAUGGACUUGAUCACAAAUAGCAUGCCUGGCCCAGGCAGUGGCACCGCCGGCGCCGCCUCUCCAAAGGAGAAAUUGGAACCUACGCCGGAUCAGAGGUACAAGAAGCUCUACCUGAUCGAAAAGGCCAAGAUGAAGUUCUUGCAAGCGGAGAAUGCCGAGAUCCGCAAGGAGAUCAAGGAGUUGCUGCAAGAGGAGGCGAAGGCUAGUGCGCAGAAGACGGACGUGCUGGAAGAAGUCCUUACGUUGGAACUAGGCCAAGAUGUCGAUGCGAUCUUCUCCCCGCGAGGGACGCCGGUCCCAAUGCCGACUUAUACCGAACUGAGAGGUCCGCCCCCGCCUCUUUGA